GCAGCUUCUUCAAGGUAGUCAUAGCCCUUGAACGUCUCGACAAAACACAUUGUUGACUUUCCCCUUUCCUUUAGCUCUCCCUACAUCCUUUGCUCCUGCCAUGUGCGUGGGACAGAACUACUGACAAUUGCCAAUAUCCAUGGGCCUUUAAAGUCGAAUUGAAUUUGUACGGGUCUCCGUGCAUUACCUAGGCAUAGGAGUAUAUUGGUGGUCAGGUACUUCUCUUGUCCCGGUCAUCACUGCCACCAUCCAACCAAUCUGCUCGCUUCGUCCUCGCCAUCGCAACGUCAACCAACCUACUCGCCUGCCAGCUACCUGCGUUGUAGGUAACUACCUGGGUACCAUACCUCUCCUCACCUCACCUGCUCUGCUUGUCGGCCGCAAUGGCUUCACUUUCCAUUCCCUCCUCCCUUUUCCAUAUACACCUACACGGGAUCUGUCUACGCAGCCGCCGUCCGUCAAUGUGGCCUGGGCCAAACUUUCCCCCACCGACUAGACCUGCUCGACUUACUCGCUGUAUUUAUACACUGCCUGCACAUGAGGCCACCCUGGAUGGUCGCGCACGUUUGUCGAGAUUAUGGCUGCCAACGGGUGGAAUUGCAGCGUCUGCCAUGGAAGAUUCUCAUGCGAAGCUGGUGCGAGCUGGGUUCUUGCGCCAGGCACAUCCUGGUAUCUUUCACAUGUUGCCCCUAGGUCGGAGGGUCCAAGACAAGUUGGAAGCUCUCAUCGAUAAGUACAUGUUUCAACUGGGUGCUUCGAAACUCGCGUUGUCAUCCAUUUCAUCGGAGGAACUAUGGGCCAGAAGUGGCCGUUUGAAGAAUGCCACCUCGGAACUCUUUCGUUUCUCUGACAGGAAAGAUGCGAGAUACCUCCUCUCGCCUACGCAUGAGGAGGAAAUUACCACACUUGUCUCUAGUACUGUAAAAUCGUACAAAGAGCUCCCAGUCCGCCUUUACCAGAUAUCUCGAAAGUAUCGCGAUGAACUAAGACCGAGACACGGUCUUCUUCGUUCUCGGGAAUUCAUUAUGAAAGAUCUUUACACCUUUGAUUCUAGCUCGCCUCUCGCGCUGGCAACUUAUCACGAGGUCCGAGCAGUGUACGCUCGUCUGUUUGAUGAGCUCAAGCUUCCAUAUUUAAUUGCAGAAGCAGAUUCUGGUGACAUGGGUGGGAACCUGAGCCAUGAGUUCCAUUUUCCAACUCCCAAGGGCGAGGAUCACAUUAUCAGCUGCUCUGUUUGCGAUUACGUUGCCAAUGAAGAAUUGGCAGAAAGCCCAGUUCCCGCACACCAGCAUCUUUUCAUCGAGAAAGAAUCCUCAUCAUUGGGCAACGUGUCGGUAUGGCAUGGCAUAUCUCGAGAUCGGCUUACUCUUAUCAAUGUCUGGUACCUAUCUUCAACCUCUACACCAAGUCAUUCGCCUGUUGAGCACGAGAUCAACAUUCAUGCCGUCAAGACAAUAUUGCCAUAUAUCGACCCGUCCAUUGAUGAUCCGUUGUCGCUCUGGGUGGAAUGUCAGCAAGCAGGAGCGUCGGGAGAAGUCGGGGGUCAUCGGUCUCCUAGAAUUGUGAAUCUGGUAGACUCUAGGGUCCCUCCCUCGGUACAACAAUGUAUCAGUUUACGGGAUAUUCGCUUGCCCUUCUUUUCGGAUAUGCUACAGGAAUCAUCACAUGGUAUUCAGGUUGAAACUAUCCCUCGAGACCCAUCAAUUCAACAGCCACUCAAUCUUCUUCGUAUCAAAAAUGGCGAUCCAUGUCCUCGCUGCCCAAACGGUUUGUUGAAAGUCCAAAAGGCUAUCGAACUUGGCCAUACAUUUCAUCUCGGCACGAGGUAUAGCGAGCCAUUGGCAGCGACUGUUGCAGUGCCAGUGGACCUCCGGUCAACACGUGUGUCAGCAGGCCCACAAAGUUCCACUGGAAAGAUGCCGAUGCAAAUGGGGUGUCAUGGAAUUGGCGUGUCUCGUAUAAUCGGUGCUGUUGCAGACACAUUAGCGGACGAAAAGGGCUUGAAUUGGCCGCGAGUUAUGGCACCGUUUGAGGUGCUUGUUGUGCCAAGUAAGGGAAACGAGGAGGAGGCCUUGUCAGUUUAUGACUUGAUCCAUGAGGCUCCGUCUGAGUCUGGGACCUCGCCUGACCUUGUUCUCGACGAUCGAUUGCAGUCAUUCUCCUGGAAAAUGCAUGAUGCAGACCUUGUUGGCUAUCCUGUUAUUGUUGUUGUUGGUAGAAAGUGGAAUAGCGACCGAGUUUGCGAGAUUCAGUGUAGGAGGCUAGGGUUACGUAAAGAAGUUACUUAUAAAGAGAUAGUAACUUGUAUUAAAGCUUUACUUUUAUAUUUAUAAUAUAAAGUAUUUAAGUUAUAUAUUAAUUAUAAUAAUAUAAAAUAAACUUAUAUUAAAUAUAAAAA
Molecule: messenger RNA, 2398 nt
Organism: Cadophora gregata
Lineage: Eukaryota; Fungi; Ascomycota; Leotiomycetes; Helotiales; Ploettnerulaceae
Exons: 7
Coding region: 384-2333 (649 amino acids)
Biological process (GO): prolyl-tRNA aminoacylation
Cellular component (GO): cytoplasm; mitochondrion
Molecular function (GO): proline-tRNA ligase activity; ATP binding
Source: RefSeq, a predicted model, not a curated record